Manis pentadactyla (Chinese pangolin) is the source of this 1041-nucleotide messenger RNA. It is a transcript of the gene CCDC172, whose product is annotated as coiled-coil domain containing 172. The transcript is spliced from 9 exons. The record is from RefSeq and is a predicted model, not a curated record. NCBI's taxonomy places the organism in Eukaryota, Metazoa, Chordata, Mammalia, Pholidota, Manidae. Bases 157 to 933 code for a protein of 258 amino acids. Gene Ontology annotation, cellular component: cytoplasm.
GGCCGCCAUGAUUUGUCACCAGGACCCGGAGUGGGGCUGAGGCCGCUCCUGGCCGAGGGUAGCGGCCUUCAGCCAGGGAAUAAAAGCAAAGAUCCUCAGACUCGGUUAUAAAAUACUUAAGAGCGAAAACGGGAUCCUGCGGAGCCGGGCCCUAAGAUGAGUCUAGAGUCCUUGUUCGAGCACAUCAUCUUCUCCGAGCAGCAGGCCGAGGAGAGUCGCCGCCUGAUGCGGGAAGUAAGGUCGGAAAUAAAUAGAUGUCGUGAAAAAGCGAAGAAGGCGACAGAGGAGCUGAAUGAAGCGAAAAUGCAGUUGGAAUCUAAGGUUCAGCAGUUUUCUGAAAAAGCCUUCCUCUUACAGCUUUUGAGAACUCAUGAAAAUGCCUUAAAAAGACAGUGCAGUGAAAUUACAAACCAAAGGAAUAUGCUUCUCCAAACUUUGGAUGCUACAAAGAAAAAAAUGACAGAGGAAGAGGAAAAAUUUAUUAAGGAAAUUACAGACUUCAAUAAUGAGUAUGACAUAACAAAGAAAAGAGAACUUUUGAUGAAACAAAAUGUCAAGAUUGAAAUAUCUGACUUAGAAAACCAGGCAAACAUUUUGAAAAAGGAAAUGAAGUCAAUGGAACAUGAAAGUGGCCAGUUAAAUGAACUUCAAAAAGAAAAGAGUGAAUUAAUAGAAGAAUUAUUUACUCUGCAGAAAAAACUUAAAGUUUUUGAAGAUAAAAAGAAUGAAGCCAUUUGUACUACCAAAUACCUAGAGGCAGAAAAAAUAAAAAUCAAUGAAAAGCCUCAAAAUGAUGCUGAAUGCUUAAGGCUUAAAAAAGAAUUAGAACUUUAUAAGGAAGAUGACAUGCAAAGUGUUUAUGAAGCUCUCCGAACAGAAAUAGAAUUUUUGGAGUUGACAUUGGCACAGAAAGAUUUUCAAGAAAACAAGUAACUUCUUAAGAAUUGAUCAGCUAUCUGAGAUUUGAUCAAACCAUUUUAAAAUUAAAACUUUUUGUGCUCUUAGCAGUGGAUAUUUGAAUGAUGCCCAUUACAACAGAUC